Arabidopsis thaliana (thale cress) is the source of this 2684-nucleotide messenger RNA. RefSeq names its product no pollen germination related 1 (gene NPGR1). The coding region runs from base 342 to 1997 and encodes 551 amino acids. The transcript is spliced from 5 exons. NCBI's taxonomy places the organism in Eukaryota, Viridiplantae, Streptophyta, Magnoliopsida, Brassicales, Brassicaceae. The record is from RefSeq and is marked reviewed.
GAAAAUCACAGCGUGGUUGCUGCUGGCUUGUUGCUUACAUUGACAUGAACAAGACACACAGUGCAAAAUGACAAAGAGCCCUUCAUCGAUUUCGAAUCUUCUCUCUGAGUAAAUCAAUUUCACAAAUUCGAGGUUUUUGGUUUUUAGCUUACUACACUACUCCAAGAAGAAAAUCUCAAGUUAAAGUCAUUUCCUAUCAAAUCUCUUUUCAUGGCGGCUGCUAUUCUCGUUUCUCCUGUUCGCUAAAUUGCGUCAUUUUCAUUGAAGCUUAUUAUAAAAGCGGCGUAGAUCUGUGAUUCUACUCAUUGCAUUUCCGCGUUUGUGAGGAGAAAGAGGAGAAGAUGUUGUGUGCUUGUUCAGGCGAACAAUUCCGGUUCGAGGAUCAGCCCGGUUCGCCGGAAUCCCUAGCUACAAGAGAUUUCUCAGCUAGUGGACUUUCUUCUCGAAACGGAGGAGGCGAUUGGGAUUCCAAAUUGGAAGAUAUUCAAGUCGAUGAAGCUGAAUCGACUUUAAAGGAAGCUCUCUCACUCAACUAUGAGGAAGCUAGGGCUUUGUUGGGGAGACUUGAAUAUCAGAGAGGUAAUUUUGAUGCAGCACUUCAAGUGUUUAAAGGGAUUGACAUUAAGGUCUUAACUCCAAGGAUAAUCAAAGCCAUUGUUGAGAAAACUCUUCCUUGCAAACCACGCUCUAAAGCUGUUAUUGUGCCUCCCACCACAAUGUCAAUGCAUUCAGUCAGUUUACUUCUUGAAGCAAUCUUACUUAAAGCUAGAUCACUUGAAGAACUUGGCUCUUACAAAGAGGCUGCAGAAGAAUGCAAAAUAAUCCUGGACGUGGUUGAAAAUGCACUGCCAAGCGGCAUGCCUGACGGAAUCAGCGGAUUCGCUAAACUGCAGGAUAUCUUUCAGAAGGCCCUGGAAUUGCUUCCUUUACUAUGGAAAAAAGCGGGGAAUCAUCAUGAAACUAUUGCUUCAUAUCGCCGUGCUUUAUCCAGACCAUGGAAUUUGGAUCCCCAGAGGUUAGCUGUUACGCAGAAAUCCUUAGCUUUGGUUUUACUUUACGGGAGUGUUGAGGCAUGUCCAAAAGACAACAUCGAGGAAGCAAUUGUGUUGCUAAUGUUACUUGUAAAGAAGAUGGUGGUUGGGGACAUACAGUGGGAUCCAGAACUCAUGGAUCAUCUCACUUACGCCCUUUCCAUGACUGGACAGUUUGAAGUGUUAGCGAACUAUCUAGAGCAGACUCUUCCGGGUGUUUACACCCGCGGGGAGAGAUGGUACCUUCUCUCCCUUUGUUACAGUGCUGCUGGGAUCGAUAAAGCGGCCAUUAAUCUAUUAAAGAUGGCCCUAGGCCCAUCUGAAUCAAGACAAAUACCACACAUUCCGUUGUUAUUGUUUGGAGCAAAGCUGUGCUCUAAAGAUCCAAAACACUCAAGGGACGGCAUAAAUUUUGCUCAUAGGCUGCUCGACUUGGGAAACAGUCAGAGUGAACAUCUUUUGAGCCAAGCACACAAGUUCCUUGGUGUAUGCUAUGGAAACGCUGCAAGAAGUUCUAAAUUAGACUCUGAACGGGUUUUUCUUCAGAAAAAAUCUCUGUUCUCUUUAAAUGAAGCAGCAAAGAGGGGUAAGGCUGAUCCGGAACUAGACGUUAUAUUUAACCUAAGCGUUGAGAAUGCAGUUCAAAGAAAUGUUCAGGCGGCUUUGGAUGGUGCGGUUGAGUAUUCUAGUAUGGUGGGAGGAGUUUCAACUAAAGGAUGGAAACAUUUAGCUAUUGUCCUUUCAGCGGAGAAACGGCUCAAGGAUGCUGAAUCAAUACUGGACUUCACCAUGGAAGAGGCUGGUGACAUUGAAAAGAUAGAGCUUCUGAGGUUAAAAGCUGUGCUUCAGAUGGCUCAAGAACAACCUAAAAAGGCAAUGAAGACAUGCAGCAGCUUACUGGGACUAAUUCGAGCGCAAGAGAAAUCUGAACAAUCCGAGGUACCUAGUUUGGAUGUCACAAUAUGAAAGAAACAUAUUCUGUGAAUAAUCUUAUUCUUUGUUUCCAGAGUCUGCUACAGAAAUUUGAAACGGAAGCUUGGCAAGACCUGGCCUCUGUCUAUGGAAAGCUAGGUUCAUGGUCAGAUGCAGAAACAUGUCUCGAGAAGGCAAGAUCCAUGUGCUAUUAUUCUCCCAGAGGCUGGAAUGAAACAGGUUUGUGUCUAGAAGCUAAAUCACUUCAUGAAGAGGCUUUAAUAUCCUUCUUCCUUUCGCUCUCGAUCGAACCAGAUCACGUACCUAGCAUUGUUUCUAUAGCAGAGGUCAUGAUGAAAUCUGGAGAUGAAUCACUUCCAACCGCUAAAAGUUUUCUGAUGAAUGCCUUAAGGUUAGACCCGAGAAAUCAUGAUGCAUGGAUGAAGCUAGGGCACGUUGCAAAGAAGCAAGGCUUGUCACAGCAAGCUGCAGAGUUUUACCAAGCUGCAUAUGAACUAGAACUAUCCGCUCCGGUACAGAGUUUCAUUUGACGAAUAAUAUGAGUUGAAUAGUGCACAAUUCUUUUUCUUUUAAGCCUUUUUUUCUUUAAUAUAUGAUUUCGGUACUACUAAACUUGCUUAAGAUAAUAACACUCGAGUAUUAUAUAUUCCACAUUACCAUUUUUUAUAGCGACAAACAGAUUCAGAUACGGGUUAAAUUUCCUCCAGCUCUUGAAAUAUG